Enterobius vermicularis (human pinworm) is the source of this 474-nucleotide messenger RNA. The record is from the annotation of a GenBank genome assembly. NCBI's taxonomy places the organism in Eukaryota, Metazoa, Nematoda, Chromadorea, Rhabditida, Oxyuridae.
AUGAUAGCUUAUACGUCUUACAAACAUUCUGUUACGCGUUUUACUCUUAUAAUAGUAGCUGAUUUAUUAGAGCUUUUCUUUCAUUCUUAUACAAAUGAUGGGAUAAAAUUUUACUGUACUCUUAGUUACGAAUGGCUGCUGUUGAAAGUGUUUGUUGCUAGUGCUGCUGCGUAUGGGGAAUUUCUGUCUGGAAGACCUGGUGAAGGAUCUACGGUGGCUCAAUUGGUACUUACACAACUUUAUGAAAUUCAAAAAUGGUUCCAUAAUCAACGGGUGUACCACUUCUACGCUUCUUCAAUACUAAUAGUCUACGAAGCAAAACCACUGUCUGAUCCAAGGCCACUUGUCAGGCUGAUAGACUUUUCACACGUUUUUCCGUCGAAUGGUAACUUAGAUGAUAAUUAUAUUUUUGGCUUGGAUAAUGUGAUUAGAUUUAUUGAGCAGUAUCGUGACUUGACUCAACAGAAGAACUGA